Molecule: messenger RNA, 5862 nt
Organism: Asterias rubens (European starfish)
Lineage: Eukaryota; Metazoa; Echinodermata; Asteroidea; Forcipulatida; Asteriidae
Product: 1-phosphatidylinositol 4,5-bisphosphate phosphodiesterase delta-4-like
Exons: 23
Coding region: 199-2553 (784 amino acids)
Biological process (GO): phosphatidylinositol-mediated signaling; lipid metabolic process
Molecular function (GO): calcium ion binding; phosphatidylinositol-4,5-bisphosphate phospholipase C activity
Source: RefSeq, a predicted model, not a curated record
CCUUAGGUCUAUUCAGUUGGAGACAUUCUGUUAGUAGGAAGGUAAACAGUGAAGCUGUGACUGUGUGCAUGUUUGGUUUAUAGAUCAUUGCUCUAGAUAGGUUUCAGUCAGUUGACAGGUGACUAAGGUGGGAGUGGAGAAAACUGAACACUGUGUGUGUAUGUUGAUAUUCAAGUAACUGUUGACUGAGCUUUCAAAAUGAACUUCCUUUCGAAGCGGAACCAUAAAAGCAAGACAGAGAGGAAUGGAGCUGAUGCUGACGGGAACCAAGUAAUGCAACACUUACAAGCAGGAACCAAGUUCCUCAAAAUACGAGAGAACAGUUGCAAGACGUAUAAUCGGACGUUCGUCUUGAGCGAUGAUGGGCUGGUUCUGGAGUAUCACCCAUCAAAGAAAACAGCUUCUAGAUUUAAGAUACCUGUGACAGACAUCCAUGAGAUACGCACAGGCCAUGAGACGGACACCUUCAAGAACAGCAAAGUGAAAAACAAGUAUAAGAAAGAGAAUUGUUUCUCACUGAUCGUGGGAGCGGAAAACCACACCAUCAAUUUAGUUGCUGGGAAUCGAGAUGAAGCAAGAUUGUGGGUCCAAGGGCUCGGAUGGGCACAGAAGAAAGCACAGAAUGUUGACGUCAAAGCCAAACAGGCCUCCUGGAUCAAGGAGGCAUUUGAGAAGGCUGAUCGAAACCAGGAUGGCUCAGUAGACUUUGAGGAGUGCAUGAAACUACUCAAGAAGAUGAAUAUUAAGAUGGAUAAGAGCCACGCUAAGGUGUUAUUUGAGAAAGCAGAUGUCCAGACCCACACCGAUGCCAAAGGUAAAACUGUCACCCAAGCCUUAGAUGCGGAUGAGUUUGUCAAUUUCUACCGAUUGGUUACAAGGAGGCCGGAGCUUGUCAAAGUCUUCAAAGAAUAUUCAGGGGAAGAUGAUUACUGGACCGUUGCGGAAUUUGUGCAAUUUAUGCAUGAAGAAAUGAAGCGGUUACAGGUGAAACCUCAGUGGUGCAAAGAAAUCAUUGACAAGUAUGAACCGACCCAGGAAUGCAGACAACGUAAUAUUCUUAGCUUCGAUGGUUUCCAGAUGUUCAUGAAGGGACCCAAUGGCAUGCUGUUUAAUCCACAUCAUGGCACUGUAUAUCAAGAUAUGAAACAGCCUUUUGCACACUACUUUAUCAACUCUUCACACAACACUUAUUUGAUGAAAGAUCAGUUGAGAGGACCCAGUAGUACCGAGGCCUACGUUCGUGCUUUACAGAGAGGCUGCAGAUGUGUUGAAUUGGAUUGUUGGGACGGCCAUGACAAGGAGCCUGUAGUUUACCACGGCCACACCCUUACCUCUAAGAUCAAGUUUAGAGACGCCAUUGAAGCUAUUGAGAAGUAUGCCUUCAAGACAUCAGAAUACCCAUUGAUCUUGUCUAUUGAGAAUCACUGCAGCAUCCCACAGCAGAAAGUUAUGGCUAAACAACUUAAGAUUGUCUUUGGAGAUAAACUCUACUUACAAGACAUCACGGAAGACCAAACCGCUCUACCGUCCCCGGAUGAAUUAAAAGGCAAAGUAAUCAUUAAGAACAAGAAACUUCCCCCACCAGUGGAUGCUGCAGCAGCAGAUGAUGGUGAUGUCAGUGAUGAAGAUGAAGCGGCUGAAUUGGAGUCUAGUGAUGCUGAUAUCCAAGCAGAGAUUGCUAGAAAAGAGAAGAAGGUCUCCAAAAAAGAAGGACAGAUUUCCAGACUGAAUGGUUUUUCCAUCUCCGGGAUUGAGGCUAAAUUGAAGCUUGCCAGAGAGAUCUCUAAUCUUGUCAAUGUUUGUAAGAGCGUUCACUUCAAGAGUUUCCAACACUCCAAGGAACAUCAUAAGUGCAAUGAGAUGGUGUCACUCGGAGAGAGCAAAGCUUUUGACCUGGCUAAAGGUAGUGGUCAAGAAAUGGCCGAACACAACACUCGCUUCUUGACCAGGAUCUACCCUGCUGGCCGCAGGACAAACUCCUCUAAUUACAACCCUAUGAAGAUGUGGACUGUAGGCUCACAGAUCGUUGCCCUGAACUUCCAAACACCAUGUGAGGAGCUUAGUCUGAAUCUAGGAAAGUUCCAACAGAAUGGCAACUGUGGAUUCAUUCUUAAACCAGUCUUCCUUCGCAAAGCCAACAUGCAGUUCAACCCUGACAGCCCAGGGGACCAGUACACACAGAAACUUACACUGAGGAUUAUUAGUGCUCAACAGCUUCCCAAGCCAUCUCGAGAGGUCAUUGACCCCUAUGUUGAGGUCACUGUCCUGGAUGUAAAUGCAGAAUAUGAAGAAAAGACAGAAGUGAUUGAGAAUAACGGUUUCAACCCAGAAUGGAAUCACAUCAUGGAGUUCGAGAUCAAAUCUCCUGAGCUGGCCAUGUUGCGAUUUGUUGUCAACGAUCGAGACAGAUUGAAGGAUGAUUUCAUUGCUCAUUAUGUCAUCCCUAUUGCCAGCAUGCAACUCGGAUACCAUCAUGUGCCACUGUUUAACAUGGAAGGAGAUGAUUUGGAACCAGCUACGCUGUUUGUUCACACUCUGAUGUCUGCUCCAUAGAUAUCUAUCAAUCAGUUUCAGGACGACAGGUCAGUGUAUCAAUGUCUAGUUCCAAUCUUCAAUUGAAGGAUCUCAAAUAAUUACAUACAAAUGAUAUUGGCUGGUUCGUCUAAACGAGAGCAGCGUUCACUGUUUGAAUCGUCAAGAACAAACCAACAGUGUUUUUUCUUCAAGCCCAAACACUCCUUACAAAACAACAAAGAUUUCACAUCGUUGUACAGCACUAAUAACCGGAAAGAUUGAACACAUCAAACAGCAUUCCUGUGAAGGAUGAAAUGCUUGUUUGAUUGUUUCAAAACACAUCUACAAGAGCCACUCCACAUAGCUUGAGGUGGAAUGUAGCAGCUCAACUUACACCAGUGUCUCACUUAGGUUUGCAACAACACCAUGUAAUUAUGAGAAGCUCUAAUUGAAGGUCGUAAAAUAGUAACACUGACAGUGUACCCAAGACUGGAGACGGGAUUUACUUGAGCCAAUCACAAGUAUGAAGCAAAGGUUGAAUAACAGAACUGGGAUUUGAUUAAUUGCUUGAUAGAUGUAGAGUGGAUCACCUUCUGUGUGUCUCUGUGGUUUGCCGUUAGUGUUUGUGUGGAGUUUGAUCCAGAUAAGAAGCUUUAUCAUUCCAUUGAGGGGACAUUCAAGAUGACUUGUGGGGCACAAAAAGGAACAUAUUAGGAAUAAAUAAUUCCACAUCAAGUGCUUCUUCAACAAAUAAUUUUAUCAUAAAGGUAUAUAGGGACUUGUGUUUGUGCCAGUGGGUUUUAUUUGUAGGCUAUUUUGUCUGAUGUAACAUUUUUAAAGAAAUUAAGCCCUUGUUUAUUUUGAAAGGUUUAAUGGAAUUUGUAAUGUGGAUUUUAUUUUUGUUUUAAGGAACUUUUUAAAUGAGUGAUUUUAGGGACUGGGUCUGAAAGAGGGGUCGUAAAACCAGUGGGGGGGGGGGAGGGUGGUGUUUCUGCGCAUUUAUACUGGAACAACCUAAACAUGCCCAUGUUAAAUUAAUCCUUCACACUUGAUCCUGAAGAUUAAGCAUGAAAAGGCUAUUGAUAUAUUUGCCUUGCAGCACUUACAAAACUCAUUUGAUACAUCAGUUUCAAAUUACUUCAAAAAAACAAAAUUAUUAGUGAUAUUUUUAAGAACUCAUUUCACUCCUAGGUAAGGAGAAUAAGGUCGUAUACUUAUAUAAAGCAUUUUUACCAAUCAUGAAUUGUGCAAUUUUUGAUACAGUUUUUAACAACUACAUUUUUUAACUUAACACAAAACCAACUCUGCAAAUUUAUGAAUUAAACAUCUUCAUCUUUUUUUAUUAUUAUAUUUUAUUACUUAAAAGUAGGUGGAAUAGCAAUAUUUAGAAAUUGUUUUUGUAACUAAAUAUAAUAAUGACAAUUUGUAGUGAUCAGAAGCAACACUCUCGUCUUGAGUUGUGACCUUGGCCUUAAAUUCAAAUGAUAAAAAUUGUCAUUGGUUUAUUAGUUUGUGACUUUUGCAGACACUAGGUGGCAGCAGACACGCUGGGUUAAUAAUCCAUUAUGCUCAAUUUGAUCUAUCUAAACAAUGAUACAUUAAUAACCUAUCGUGCCCAAAUACCACUCAAUCAAUACACACAGCUACCUCUGAUAAAGUCACACUUCAAGCGAUCAAAUCAUUUAUUUUUGUAUCAACAUUUUUUGCUGAGAUAUAUUAGAGAGAGAAGUUGAAAUUUGUGUUGAAGAUUGAGUAACACAAAUUACAGAGCAUAAUUUAAAAUGUAAGUAUAUUGUAAAGGGUGGUUUAAUUUACAGUAAUUUUUUUACAUUUUUGUUUUAUUGGUGUGUAUUAAGUGGUUAUGGUUAAGAAAUGUAUAGGUUUUUAUAAAGGCUUAUAUUUACAAGGUUAUCAUGUUGAAAAAUUCAUAUCUCAAUAUGCUGUAAACAUCGUUAAGGCAUGUUAUGCUGCCACUUUGCAUGUCAUGGGAGUUUGGGAUGUCAAAGAAAUGUUUCAUAUGGAAAACAGGAAAAACAUUUGUGUGCUGGGCUGUUUGUUUGUUCACGAUUUUACAAUUUAAAGAACCGUUACUAUAAAAGUUGUAUUACUGCUAAUGAGAAUAUAAAUUAUUUUCAACUGCAAACAAUAGCCAACAGUGAUCAAAUACAGAGGUGUUAAUUUAAUGAAGUAUCUUGAAAGAAUCUUACUAAAAUUUGUGGUAAAUUUUUUUAUUCAUUUUAAUUUAUAAAGAUAUUAUUAUAUACAUCCAAAAGGAAAAUGGAAUUUUAGCAAAAGAACAAAGCCCAUCAUGUAUGAAAUUUGGAAGUGGAAAAGUUGCACUAGAUUAUUUUGUCAACUUUGAUCGUUCAAAAGUUGAUCAAUCAGUGACUUUCAAAAUAUUGAAAGUAUAAAUAAGGAGUGAAUAUUCACUGAAAAUUCAUUUAGUUUGCAUCAUCCAUAGUGUGUGGCUGUGGGGUUUUUGCAGUUUGAGUUGUGUUACUGUGCAGUGUACAUUUAAGCCAAUAUCAUAUCUCUACAUAACAUUGGUUUUCUAAAAUGGCAGACAAUGGACAGAUUGUGGUCGCUUUUUGUAUCAGCGUCCUGAUCUAGCUACAUUGUUCUUGAUAUUAUUAUUAUGUAUUCAAAACAAGUAUUUAACAAUGGGGUGGAUAAUUUCACUUCCUUGUUUAUAUCAUUCCCAAAAUACCACAUUGCAAAAGCAGGUAACCAGGACCAAUUAAGUGUGAUUAUGAACUUCGCAAGCAGAUAAAUUGAUUCUGCAGUAUUUUCAGCAGUAUUUGCAACUAAGCAGUAUUUGCAGCUAAGCAGUAUUUGCAGCUAAGCAGUAUUUUCAGCUAAGCAUUAUUUUCAGCAAGCAUUAUUUUCAGCAAGCAUUAUUUUCAGCUUAUCAGCAUUCUCCCAACUCCAAUCAGAGCAAACUGAUGGAAAUGGUGAGCUGUUUCCCGAUUCUUCUCAUAAGCAACACAAUUCAUACAAAGAUUGUUACCAAACAAAUGCAAAAUCAAUGUUUCAAAAUCCAAUAAAGGAAUUUGAUGGGAGACAGAGAUUUUAAACAAAACAAAUAUAUAUUUUUUUUAAGAUUCGUUGUCUUGCUAUUUUGAUGAAAUAAAUGUAUCUGCAGAGAAAAGAACAUUUGAGCUUUGAUCAAAUCUAGUAACAAUCCAACUUCCAAAUGGAUGAUAAAGGCUUUUUAUAUUAAGGCUAUUAAAAGUACAAUAAACAUGUAAUAAACUGCAUGAGCUAAUAAAACAAAGAAUGUAAUAUUACAAUAAAGGACCAUACUUAAACCUACUUAAUAAAGACAGAAAAAUUGUUUAAAAUACUUGA